Messenger RNA from Cavia porcellus (domestic guinea pig), 7553 nucleotides. RefSeq names its product adhesion G protein-coupled receptor B3 (gene Adgrb3). Bases 197 to 4831 code for a protein of 1544 amino acids. NCBI's taxonomy places the organism in Eukaryota, Metazoa, Chordata, Mammalia, Rodentia, Caviidae. Gene Ontology annotation, biological process: negative regulation of angiogenesis; cell surface receptor signaling pathway; adenylate cyclase-activating G protein-coupled receptor signaling pathway. The transcript is spliced from 32 exons. The record is from RefSeq and is a predicted model, not a curated record. Gene Ontology annotation, cellular component: synaptic cleft; postsynapse; plasma membrane. Gene Ontology annotation, molecular function: G protein-coupled receptor activity.
UUUUUUAUUUUUUAUUUUGUGGACUGUGUGCAUUUCCAAAUAAUAACUCCUGGUUUUCGAAGCUGAGGCGAGGAAAAUGGGCACCGGCUAUCGGGAGCGAAGGGGUGUCUCUCCGUCAGUGUCUCUGGAUCGCGAGCCUGUGCUGGUGUAGACGAGAUCCCCCCAGCUCUCGGAGUGCAAGGCCAAAUGACAUAGGAUGAAGGCUGUUCGUAACCUGCUGAUUUAUAUAUUUUCCACCUAUCUCCUGGUUAUGUUUGGAUUUAAUGCUGCCCAAGACUUCUGGUGUUCAACUUUGGUGAAGGGAGUCAUUUAUGGAUCAUAUUCUGUAAGUGAAAUGUUUCCCAAAAACUUUACAAACUGCACUUGGACGCUGGAAAAUCCAGAUCCAACCAAAUAUAGCAUUUACCUGAAAUUUUCCAAAAAGGACCUUAGCUGCUCUAACUUUUCCCUGCUGGCUUAUCAGUUUGACCAUUUUUCCCAUGAAAAAAUAAAGGAUCUUUUACGAAAGAACCAUUCUAUAAUGCAACUCUGCGAUUCCAAGAAUGCUUUUGUUUUUCUACAGUAUGAUAAAAAUUUUAUUCAGAUACGUCGGGUAUUUCCAACUGAUUUCCCGGGAUUACAGAAAAAAGGGGAAGAAGAUCAGAAAUCUUUUUUUGAGUUUUUGGUAUUGAACAAGGUGAGCCCGAGCCAGUUUGGUUGCCAUGUAUUAUGCACUUGGUUGGAGAGCUGCUUAAAAUCAGAAAACGGGAGAACAGAAUCAUGUGGGAUCAUGUAUACAAAAUGCACUUGCCCUCAGCAUCUGGGAGAGUGGGGCAUUGAUGACCAGUCACUGGUUUUGUUAAGUAACGUCGUGUUACCCCUGAAUGAGCAGACCGAGGGCUGCCUGACCCAGGAGCUGCAAACCACGCAAGUCUGCAACCUAACCAGGGAGGCCCGACGACCGCCCAAAGAAGAUUUGUUUCUGGGAAAGUUUGAAUGUUGGCUGUUUUUUGGAAAAUGGCAUUUUUUGCAACACAAAGAAUUUGGAAUGAUGGGAGAUCAUACAAUUAAAAGUCAGCGACCUCGAUCUGUUCAUGAAAAAAGGGUCCCUCAGGAACAAGCUGAUGCUGCUAAAUUUAUGGCACAAACUGGUGAAUCUGGUGUGGAAGAGUGGUCCCAGUGGAGCACGUGCUCAGUUACUUGUGGUCAAGGGUCGCAGGUGCGAACCAGAACUUGUGUAUCACCUUACGGGACACACUGCAGCGGCCCAUUAAGAGAAUCAAGGGUUUGCAAUAACACUGCCCUCUGUCCAGUACAUGGAGUUUGGGAGGAAUGGUCCCCAUGGAGUUUGUGUUCAUUUACAUGUGGUCGAGGCCAAAGAACAAGGACGAGGUCAUGUACCCCUCCGCAGUAUGGAGGGCGGCCCUGUGAAGGACCUGAAACACACCAUAAGCCCUGUAAUAUUGCUCUCUGUCCAGUUGAUGGACAGUGGCAGGAGUGGAGUUCCUGGAGCCAGUGCUCAGUGACGUGCUCUAAUGGGACCCAGCAGAGGAGCCGGCAGUGCACUGCAGCGGCCCACGGAGGCUCGGAGUGCCGCGGGCCCUGGGCAGAAAGCAGAGAGUGCUACAACCCGGAGUGCACAGCCAAUGGGCAGUGGAAUCCAUGGGGCCACUGGAGCGGAUGUUCCAAGUCCUGUGACGGCGGCUGGGAAAGGCGGAUGAGGACCUGUCAGGGGGCGGCGAUCACCGGGCAGCAGUGCGAAGGGACAGGCGAGGAAGUCAGAAGGUGCAGUGAGCAGCGGUGCCCUGCACCUUAUGAAAUAUGCCCCGAGGAUUAUCUGAUGUCUAUGGUGUGGAAAAGAACCCCUGCGGGCGACCUUGCAUUCAAUCAGUGCCCCCUGAAUGCCACAGGCGCCACCAGCCGACGCUGCUCUCUCAGUCUUCACGGAGUGGCCUUCUGGGAACAGCCAAGCUUUGCCAGAUGCAUAUCCAAUGAGUACAGACACUUACAGCAUUCAAUUAAAGAGCAUCUUGCUAAGGGACAACGCAUGCUGGCAGGUGAUGGAAUGUCCCAGGUAACCAAGACACUGCUGGAUUUAACUCAGAGGAAAAAUUUCUAUGCAGGCGAUCUUCUGAUGUCUGUGGAAAUCCUCAGGAAUGUGACAGACACGUUUAAAAGGGCAAGCUACAUCCCUGCAUCUGACGGCGUCCAGAACUUCUUUCAAAUAGUUAGCAACCUCCUAGAUGAAGAAAACAAGGAAAAAUGGGAAGAUGCCCAGCAGAUUUACCCAGGAUCAAUAGAGUUAAUGCAGGUGAUUGAAGAUUUUAUACACAUUGUUGGUAUGGGAAUGAUGGACUUUCAGAAUUCAUAUUUAAUGACUGGAAAUGUAGUGGCAAGCAUUCAGAAGCUUCCUGCAGCCUCUGUUCUCACUGACAUCAACUUCCCGAUGAAAGGACGGAAAGGAAUGGUGGACUGGGCACGGAAUUCAGAAGAUAGGGUAGUUAUUCCAAAAAGUAUCUUCACUCCUGUGUCAUCAAAAGAAUUAGAUGAAUCAUCUGUAUUUGUUCUUGGAGCAGUCCUAUACAAAAAUUUAGAUCUCAUUUUGCCCACAUUGAGAAAUUAUACUGUUGUUAAUUCUAAAAUCAUCGUGGUCACAAUCAGGCCUGAACCCAAGACAACUGACUCGUUUCUGGAGAUAGAGCUAGCUCAUUUGGCUAAUGGAACUUUGAAUCCCUACUGUGUGUUGUGGGAUGACUCCAAAAUGAACGAGUCUUUGGGAGCGUGGUCCACCCAGGGAUGUAAAACUGUGCUUACCGAUGCAUCCCAUACGAAGUGCUUAUGUGAUCGUCUCUCUACCUUCGCCAUUUUGGCUCAGCAACCUAGAGAAAUAAUCAUGGAAUCCUCUGGCACACCUUCAGUUACCCUAAUAGUUGGCAGUGGUCUUUCUUGCCUGGCCUUGAUCACCCUAGCAGUUGUCUAUGCAGCACUGUGGAGGUACAUACGCUCAGAGAGAUCCAUAAUUCUAAUUAACUUCUGCCUGUCUAUCAUCUCAUCCAACAUCCUCAUACUGGUUGGACAGACCCAGACACAUAAUAAGAGUAUCUGCACUACCACCACUGCAUGUCUGCACUUCUUCUUCCUGGCUUCAUUCUGUUGGGUUUUGACUGAGGCAUGGCAGUCAUAUAUGGCCGUGACUGGAAAAAUCAGGACACGUCUUAUAAGGAAACGCUUUCUGUGCCUUGGAUGGGGUUUACCGGCAUUAGUGGUGGCCACUUCAGUGGGCUUCACCAGGACAAAAGGUUACGGCACUGAUCACUACUGCUGGCUCUCUCUUGAAGGAGGACUACUGUACGCUUUUGUUGGACCUGCGGCUGCUGUUGUCCUGGUCAAUAUGGUGAUUGGCAUUUUGGUAUUUAAUAAACUUGUUUCCAGAGAUGGGAUCCUAGAUAAAAAGCUCAAACACAGAGCCGGUCAGAUGAGUGAGCCUCAUAGCGGUUUGACGCUCAAAUGUGCCAAGUGUGGAGUAGUUUCAACAACAGCUUUGUCAGCCACCACCGCCAGUAACGCCAUGGCCUCUCUUUGGAGCUCCUGCGUGGUUUUGCCCCUUCUGGCUCUGACGUGGAUGUCAGCAGUUCUAGCCAUGACGGAUAAACGUUCCAUAUUGUUUCAGAUUCUUUUUGCUGUGUUUGAUUCAUUGCAAGGCUUUGUUAUAGUCAUGGUCCACUGCAUUCUUCGGAGAGAGGUUCAGGAUGCAUUUAGAUGCCGGUUGAGAAACUGCCAGGACCCAAUCAAUGCUGAUUCAUCAAGUUCUUUUCCUAACGGGCAUGCUCAAAUCAUGACAGAUUUUGAAAAGGAUGUUGACAUUGCUUGUCGAUCAGUUCUUCACAAGGAUAUUGGCCCUUGCCGGGCAGCAACAAUAACAGGAACACUCUCUAGGAUUUCUUUAAAUGACGAUGAAGAAGAGAAAGGGACAAGCCCUGAAGGGCUGAGUUAUUCAACCUUGCCUGGAAAUGUCAUUUCUAAGGUCAUCAUCCAGCAACCCACAGGUCUGCACAUGCCCAUGAGUAUGAAUGAGCUGAGCAGUCAGUGUUUGAAAAAAGAGAACAGUGAAUUGCGGAGAACUGUGUACUUGUGUACAGAAGACAAUUUAAGAGGGGCUGAUAUAGAUAUAGUCCAUCCUCAAGAAAGAAUGAUGGAAAGUGACUAUAUUGUGAUGCCCAGAAGUUCUGUAAAUACCCAGCCAUCACUGAAAGAGGAAAGCAAAAUGAAUAUUGGCAUGGAAACCCUGCCUCACGAAAGGCUAUUGCACUACAAAGUGAACCCCGAAUUCAAUAUGAAUCCCCCUGUAAUGGACCAGUUCAAUAUGAACUUAGAUCAACAUCUUGCACCCCAGGAACACAUGCAAAAUCUGCCCUUUGAGCCCCGCACAGCUGUGAAGAAUUUCAUGGCCACUGAGUUGGAUGAUAAUGCAGGACUCUCAAGGAGUGAAACUGGAUCAACAAUAUCAAUGAGUUCUUUAGAGAGAAGAAAAUCACGAUACUCAGACCUUGACUUUGAGAAGGUCAUGCAUACAAGGAAGAGGCACAUGGAGCUGUUUCAGGAGCUAAAUCAGAAAUUUCAGACUUUGGACAGAUUUCGGGACAUACCAAAUACAAGCAGCAUGGAAAACCCAACACCAAACAAGAAUCCAUGGGACACUUUCAAAGCCCCCAGUGAGUACCAACAUUACACUACAAUCAAUGUCUUAGACACAGAGGCAAAGGAUGCCUUGGAACUGAGGCCGGCCGAAUGGGAAAAGUGUCUGAAUUUGCCUUUGGAUGUGCAAGAGGGUGACUUUCAAACAGAAGUUUAAGAAGAUAAAAAUGAGCUGAGGUGAAGACACGACAUUUUAACGCAUAGAUGUGUGAGACUCAGGCUGCCUGCCAUGACUAUCUGGACAGUGUGACUGGCCUGAGUCAGGACCUCCACGUGCCAAACAUCAAUGGUGUUUCUGUCUGGUGACGUCUCGCUAGUCUUGCUAGCACAGAGACGGCAGGUGUACAGUUCUGACCAUCCUGUGUUGUAAGUACCCGUGGAAUGGAUUUGUAAGGUAAUCUUUAUAGAUAAACCUCAAGCAACGAUUCAUGUUGUAACCGCUUCAUAUGGUUUAGUUUUCAGAAAACUUCACCAUGAAGCACAAUGUAUAUAUUUAUGCAGUUUUUAAAGUUUAUAACAGUCUGUUUGGCCAUUACUACACUUUUUACUUUAUAAUAUAAAAGCAAAGUUUUUGUCAUUAAAUGAAUGUUUGUUGAGCUACAUUCUUCAUUGCUUUAAAUGCAAUAAAGUAAUAAUCUCACUUUUAUAUGAAUAAUAUAUUUCACAUCUUUAUUAUUGGCAGUUUUCUCUAGAAAGCUCUGAGUAGCUUUCUCUGCUGCAGCUGUGUAUAAAAUAUUUAAAAUGUUGUAUGGUGUAAAUAAACUUUUGUCUACAUAUCAGUUUUUUAGUGCAUUUUAUUUUGGAUUUGUUGAGCAGAAAUUUACAUAUUUAUAAAGUUUUUUUCAAUUCAGAUACUGAAAAUGUAUUCACAGUUUUAAUAGCAUACUGUUAUUACUCUUUGAGGCUAAUGAUUUCUCAAAUGUAAUAAUAGGUUUGUAUAGGGCUUCUGUAUUUUCUACUUAACGCUCUGGAACAACAUGCCAUGCAAAUGGGGCUUGUCAGAAAUCUACGGCCACAGUACUCUUACAUAAACAUUAUGUUUUUUCUUCUAUCUUGAGGCAAAGAUAACUAGCAGCAAACAGCAAGCUGUCACGCAGGAAAUAAUACAGGAAAAAUGUGUUAAGGCAUUAAGUUUGCUGCAUGUUCCAGAGAAGAGAAGAAACUAUUCAAACUACAGUGCUUCAUGACAUAAAAAAUGAACUUAUUCAGGAUUUAAAUAAACCAUGUGUGAUAUCGUGUAGCUGAAGGGGGAGAGUGACUGUGCUUGAUAGAAUAAAAGUGUCCUCAUUCAAAAGUGGGGAACCUGAGGUGACCCCACCACACACACUCCCUAGUGUCCUCUCUCACAUCGAAGCCACUCUGGCAUGCUGUCACCCUACCUCAGGUACACAGUAAAGAAAAAUGCAGUGGGGAGGGUUCCAGCAACUUCCUGGUCCUUUCAAGGGCUGGAGAUCGCGUGUUGCACUGAGACAAGUACGGGAAGGGAGUGCAGAUGGACAGCCCUCAAAGGUCCUAGACUCUCCGUGGAGCCAGCUGACUCAACCUUGAGCUGUAUGGUCUCCUGGGGGCUGUCUGACCCUGUGAGGCUCUCGGGGGCCAGGCACAGAGGCUGAGGACAUUGGUGCUUCCACACUGCAGGGCAUCCCUUAGCCGAGCCUUAAACAGCACAGAGCUCAGGCUAAACUCCUGUUGGAUACCUAUAAUGUGCUCAGCGUCAAAAUGUUCAAAGUAUAUUUUCAAUCAGAUUUUAAAAAUGAAAAUGAUGCCAUUAUGCAAAGACUAUAACAUGAGUAAAGAAUGAUUUUUCAAUAAAAUGAACUUCAUGUUAAUUACAAUGUAAUUGUACAGCUUAUUGAAUUUAUAAUAUGAAUUUCUGGCGAUAGGAAUAAUAUGUGAUAAAUUUAUAGAUACAUGAAUUAAAAAUGCACACAUAUGUAUCUUUGUAUAUACAUGUGUGUGUGUGUGUCUAUGUAUAUAAAUAUUUAACUCCAUACUGUUCAGCUCUAUCUAUAGCUGUGAAUACAGACCAUGUGGUCACCUAUUCCAGGUUAUAAAAUCUUGUGAAAAAACACACUAAACAUACAUUUGAAAACAUAAAUUAAGUACAUUUUUAUAACAUACAUUUGUAAGUACAUUUUUUAUAAUUCAUUAUCUCUAGUAUCUCUUAAAUAUUCACUGCCAUAAAAUUACAUUUUUCACUUUGAUUUUUCUUUAGUUCUGGUAACUGAAUAUUACAUUAAUAUGUGAAAGCUAAUGAGAAACUGAAUACAUAAAAAUGUCAGGGCAGGAGUCUGAGUUACUACAAAAGAGAUGCCCAGUUGUGACUGUGGUGGGCUUCCAGGUUUCAUGUGUUAGUCCAGAAGAAAAACAUGCAUAUGGGUAAGUACCCGGGAAUCAUGAUUUUAAGGAAUCCCACUUUUAGUCUGCUCCUUUUAAACGUUCACAGCACACUGCCUCAUGUGCCCUCUCCUAAAUGGGGGUUGCAGCCGCCUCCUUUGAUGGGGGGCUGUCUGGCAGCCCUGCAUUCCUGCACGGUUCCUUUCUUAGCCUGCUGAACUACCAAUCUGUCAAGUUAUUUUUGCCCUGGGACUAGAAGUUCUUUCACUGCCUUUAUGUCUAAGUUCCAUGCUGUAAAGUUCAACUCAAAAUUUCCUCUUCAAGAAAAUUUCCAUAAUUCUCAAGCUAAAGUGAAUCUUCCUGUGAACUUUUCCACCCUGCUCUGUACCACCCUGAGGGCAUUUCAAAUCUAUCUUGGAACUUAUACACAUUUCUCUUAUCCUCUGGUGGACUGUAAGAGCCUGGAGGGCAGAAUUCAUGUCUUUUGUAUUCUUAAGGGACUUAGCACGAUUAUGUUCGCACAAUAAAUGUUUGUUGAAUUA